Messenger RNA from Cucurbitaria berberidis CBS 394.84, 1971 nucleotides. RefSeq lists its product as uncharacterized. The record is from RefSeq and is a predicted model, not a curated record. The transcript has 2 exons. Lineage: Eukaryota; Fungi; Ascomycota; Dothideomycetes; Pleosporales; Cucurbitariaceae. The coding region runs from base 151 to 1848 and encodes 565 amino acids.
GUCAGCAAAUGUGUGACCUCACUUCCACGCGCUCGUUACGAUGAACUGCACCGCCUCACGAAAACCUCCCUUUAUAACACAGAACGCCGUCCAACGUAAUUUGCUACAAUCCACGCCUUUACACACGCCAACGGUAAUCUCUGUUCAAUUAUGGUGCAGAAACGAGGCGCUCCUUUAUUUUGUGAAAACCUUGGAAGUACAAAAGACGAUUUGCGCUGCUGCUAUCCCGAUAGUCAGGAUGCUUCAACCUGCCGUUACAAUUUUAACAACCCCGACGUCCAUACGUUCAGCGGAGGGUGUGAUGAAACCGGAGACUGUCUUGGCGAUUGCCAGGAUGUAUCUGUCAUCUAUUCUUCAUUAACGCAAGACGAUGCACUCAAAGGAACCGGCAUCGCGCCUAUUCGUCGAUACUUGACUUGUGCCAAUGUGCCGAAUAUGGCUGGAUACCUCGACCAAGACGUCCUGACGCCUGAUAUACGAUCGCAAGUCGAAAGGUACAUACCUCGGAAUGCGACGGAACGGAGUCUGAAGGACAUCACUUUCGCGGUCACGGAGUGCUUAACAGCGACAUGCAGGAAUGCGAGGCACGGAAAUGCCUGUGAGGUGCAAUGUUCGGGAGUUAAUCUGCUUGUGAACAGCACAACACCUAGUCUUCACGGGAUUAAUCAGUGCCUGAACACGCUCUGUACAGGCGAGUAUGACUCUCUGCCUUUUGCAGAUGCAGAUGUAGUUGGUAUUGGAGUUUUUGCGUCAUACAUCAUGCAAUGUGCGUUUGUUGUGAUGCUGUUAUUCGGGCUCACAAGCUUUGAGCUAUUCAAGCACAAGAAUACCAAGCGCUGUUCGGACGGAGACGGUACCCCCAAUCAAGGGAAUGAGAAGUCCAAUUCGUCGGGCUCCAGAGACAACACUCCGGAGAAAGAGCAUAAAAAUGGAAUUAUAAGACACGCCCAAAACUCUCAGAGAGAGCAGAGCCACCAAGAGAAUUUCGAGACUUUUCUAGUUUCGUUCCACCAGGCACAGUGCUACUUCAGUGCUACCAUUCAAAUCGCGUCGCUCAGUUACGGCAUCUUCUCUACUGACAUGCUCAACACUUUCCUACUACUACCGUUGGCGACCAAUGGCAUACUACCCGUAGCAUUCGCUUACGUACUACUACUGCGAUGCCGCAAAGCCUCUAUGGACACUACACUGCUUACCAUAGCAUGCUGGCUUUUAGCUUCCUUGGUCUAUUGGACCCUAUACGCGCAUGUUAUCCCAAUCAACAGCACGAUUCGAGAUCCUAAAAGAAUAGACCGAGCAUACCAGCAAUUCAUGUAUAAGCUUAGUGCACUUGAUGCCUGUGGUGGGUAUUCGGCCCUAGCAGUUUGCCCGCACAACCUCAAACUGGGCGAAGAUGAGAUAAUCUCGGCAUCGUACAAAUUGCGUGUUCUCACACCUAUCAUCUGGACUUUCUCCACUAUAUGCCUUCUGGUUGCCUUGGGGGAAAAGCUCAAUAGAUGGCUGCAUCGGCCAUCUACCAACAAGGCGAAAAAUAGUAGUGUGGAGGAAGCUGCGCCCACUCAAACAACGACAACAACAACAACAACAACACAAAAACGUAAACCAGCCUCCCGCUCACUAUUUUCGAAUACCGUAUUCUAUGGCUGCAUAAUCCUUUGCUUCCUUGCCGGGAUCGGUAUGCAGCUUUCGCUGCUUUCAGUCUCGACUUCCCUCAAGAUGACAGACGCGAAUCAUUGGAGUUUCGGACAGAUUGUAGCAGUCACUAUCUGGGCACCUCCGUUGCUUGGAUACUUGUAUACCGAACUCAAGAUGAUGGUGCCAGCAAGGUUCAAAAGCGGUCGUACGUGAUCACCAUUGCUCUCCUUUUGAUUCUUGUGCCAUAUCAUAACGAGUACAGCCACUCACGAGGCGCAACAUGACGAGUUCGCUUUGAUAUCUGGUGCUAAUGCGGCAGACAAUGAAAACGUUUCG